CCUUUUUUAUUACCUUUUAACAUAUUUUCUCUUGCAAUUCGCUCCCUCUUCGAAACUCUCUUCUCGGCCGAUCACCUUUCUUUCGCUUAUUCUCGGCGUUUUUCUCUCUCUCCAAACACUCCUUAAUUUUUAUCUCCGCGCACUCCAAAUCCUUUCGAUCGCCUCUGAUUUUAUCUGACUCCUCACCGAUCUCUCUUUUUUGCCUCACUCCACUGGGGAUAGGUUGGCUGAUAUUAUCUGUGGGAUAUACUGAUAUGCGACAAAUUGGACUAUCUUUUACAUGAAUUUCGUUUACAAUGUUCAAUGUACAAUUAAGUGGCUUUCUGUGAGUUACUGGCUUUGGCUUUUCUGUGUGCAUAAAUGCCAGUUCCAAAACUCAGGGCCUCAAACGAUACAGAUGUAAUGAAAACGGAGGAGGGACAUGAUUCCCUAGACACUGUUAUAAGGCAAGCAAUUGGAAAAGAGACCUCCCUUUCAUUCUCAAGGGCUGGUGAUAACCCAGUACAGUGGUUCCAAUUACUCCAUGCUCUAGACCAGCAAGAUCUCCCGGGCUGGCCUUUGCUGACUCCUUUGAAGGUGCAGAUGCAAAAGUGUGACAAGUGUUCCCGAGAGUUUUGUUCGUCCAUUAACUAUAGAAGGCACAUACGUGUACACCAUCGACUGAAAAAGCUUGAUAAGGACUCUGCCAAAAAUAGGGAGCUCUUAGGAACAUUUUGGGACAAGCUCUCUGAUGACGAGGCAAAGGAGAUAUUGUCUUUCAAGGAUGUGGCACUGGAGGAAGUUCCAGGUUCUUCAGUUGUAAAGUCGUUGACAGCACUCAUUCGGAAACCAGGAUUUUCUUCCCUUCCGCAAUAUUGUUUAAAAGCUGGUUCUGCCCUUUUGGAUAUUAUCCAAGCUAGGCCUUCCAGGUUUCCUUUGUCUUCUGUGGAUCUGUUUAGCAUCCUGGAUGAUGCAAGUGAAAAAACUUUCCUCUGUGGAACAGCUGCCUCAAUGCAAAAAUAUAUUUUUGAUGGUGAAGCUGGGAAAAUUGGGCUUGAAAUGAAGAAUUUAGUGGCUUGCACCAGCUUUCUAGUGGAGCAGAAAUUGGUAAAAGUAUGGCUUGCUGACAAGGAUGCUGAAGCUUUAAGAUGCCAAAAGUUACUUGUGGAGGAAGAAGAAGCUGCACAGAGAAGACAAGCUGAGCUCUUGGAGAGGAAGAGGUUGAAAAAGCUCAGGCAAAAAGAACAGAAAGCUAAGGAGCUAAGGCUAGUGGAGCAAGCAGAUCUUAUGGAGCGGAUUGAUGAGACGGUGGAGGCUGUAUCUUCAGCUGAACAACCCUGUCUGUUGACUGCAUCUGAUUCUGAACUGCAUGGUCUGGAAGCACUCCCAGAUCAUUUCCCUUCGUCUGUUGAGCCCUUUCAACAUCCAAACACAGAUGAAGAUGUGGAUUUGGAAAUUCAAGCAGGGUCUGGCAGUGGAAACAGUGAUCAUGGCACUAGUCAUAUUGUUGAGCAUAGGAUGUCACGACGAAAUAAUCACAGACAUUUAAUUGCUCGAUGGCACAUGUCUCCAAAAUCACAGUGGAAUCAUGUACCAAAUGGUUUCCAUGCAAGUGAAAAUUCUCAAGCUUCAAGAUUGAGCACUGGACAGAAACAUGGAAAUCAUAGAGACUUAAAAUCUGUGCCUGCUAUAAAUGGCAACAGAAAAUGGAGCCGAAAACUUAAAGUGGGUUAUAAUGGGGAUUCUUUGAAAACUAGAGCACAUAAAGAAGCAAUAACCCAACCAGAUCAUAACAAGAAGCAUAAGGUUCUGAUUGGUUCUAUACCUGUUACACUUGGGAACUGCAGCCAACAGGAGGGUAACAACUUUGAUGGGGCUAGAGAUGCUUGUAUGUCAGAGCAUCAAAUUCCAAAGAAGAACAUUGUUCAGGAGAAGUACAAUAGACCUGAUUCUUCUCACUGCAGCACAAGUCGAUCAACGAUAAAGCUCUGGCGGCCUGUAAGUAGAAAUGGAAUUAGAAGUCCAAUGCUAGUUGAAAAUGGUGAUAGAGAAUUUCAAGUUGAUGGUAAUGAUCAUAAUGGAUCCAGUGAAAACUGUCCAAGUGUGUACUCUGUGGAUGACAAUUAUGGAGGAACAGGGAAUAGUUCUCCACUCCUGCAGGAGAGACCGUAUCCAAAAAGUUUGUGGUUCUCAUGCCAAGCAGCAACAGCAUUUCUUAUGGAAAGGUGGAAGGAGGCCAUUGCCGCUGCACAUGUCAAAUUGGUCCUAUCUCCAGAGUUGGAGUGCAUGGAGAUUGAAAAUAACUAUCUAGUAGAUAUAGGUGAAUCAUCAGAGAUUAAAAAAUGUAAUCUGAUUGGCAAUGCAGAGAAUCAGUUCAUUGAAGUGGGGAUGCACGAGUCUUCAACCAGCGGAGCUGCUAAAGGUAGGUUCAAGACAAGGCUUGAGAAAAGUGUCAAGUUAAAGUAUAUCCCGAAGCAAAAAACUGUCAUCUAAUAAAGACGAAGAGAAGUGCGCCAUUUUUUUCCUCAUUUAUUGUUAUACAAAAAUGCACAGUUGAAUCGCCAUUAAAUUCUUAGCAGAGGUUCCAGUUUUACCGAAGGUCUUCUGUCAGCAAAUUGAAGAAAGGUUUUCUUUCUGUUUCUUUUUUCUCUCUUUUUCUGGAAAGUCUUUUUUGUCAGAAAAUACUUUAGUUGUAUUAGCUGAUUUGAUUAGUGCAUUACUUUUGGCUUAAUGGUUCAAAUUAUUCUGUAAUAA
This is a messenger RNA of Ricinus communis (castor bean), 2733 nucleotides long. RefSeq lists its product as uncharacterized. The coding region runs from base 361 to 2472 and encodes 703 amino acids. The transcript has 11 exons. NCBI's taxonomy places the organism in Eukaryota, Viridiplantae, Streptophyta, Magnoliopsida, Malpighiales, Euphorbiaceae. The record is from RefSeq and is a predicted model, not a curated record.